AUGUCCUCUAGAUUGAGAAUUUUAGUUCCUGUGAAAAGAGUGAUAGAUUAUGCUAUUAAGCCGAGAAUAAACAAAGCGCAAACAGGAAUAGAGACCAAAGGUGUUAAGUUCAGUAUUAAUCCAUUUUGCGAUAUUGCAUUAGAGGAGUCGAUUCGGAUUAGAGAGAAAACUCCUGAAGCUGUCGAAAGCAUCCAUGCUGUAUCUAUUGGACCUUUGAAGGCACAAGACAUUUUGAGAGUUGCUUUGGCCAAAGGUGCAGACACAUCAACUUUAGUUGAAACUAAAGAAGAAGAAAUAGUUGAACCAUUACAAGUAGCUAAGCUUUUACAAAAAGUAGUUGAAAAAAAAAAUUCGAAUCUUGUUGUAUUAGGCAAACAAGCCAUUGAUGAUGACUCAAACCAGACAGGGCAGAUGCUUGCAGGGUUAUUAAACUGGCCACAAGCUACAAAUGCAUCUAAAGUUGAAGUUGAGGGUGACGAAGUAUAUGUCACUAGAGAAAUUGAUGGUGGUGGUGAAGUAUUGAAAGCUAAAUUGCCAAUGGUCAUCACGGUUGAUUUGAGGUUGAACGAACCAAGGUACGCAAGUUUGCAGAAUAUAAUGAAGGCAAAGAAAAAGCCAUUGGAAAAAAUUAAGCCACAAGACUUGGGUGUUGAUCAAAUCGAUAGCAGGUUGGAGAUUUUGAAGGUGGAAGAACCACCUGCAAGACAUGCUGGUGUUAGAGUGGAAAAUGUUGAUCAAUUAGUUGCAAAGUUGAAAGAACUUAAGGUCAUUUAA
This is a messenger RNA of Lodderomyces oxycetoniae, 774 nucleotides long. RefSeq lists its product as uncharacterized. The transcript has a single exon. Gene Ontology annotation, molecular function: electron transfer activity. The record is from RefSeq and is a predicted model, not a curated record. Gene Ontology annotation, cellular component: mitochondrion. Bases 1 to 774 code for a protein of 257 amino acids. Gene Ontology annotation, biological process: fatty acid beta-oxidation using acyl-CoA dehydrogenase; amino acid catabolic process. NCBI's taxonomy places the organism in Eukaryota, Fungi, Ascomycota, Pichiomycetes, Serinales, Debaryomycetaceae.